AGCUCUCCGUUGCUUCUAUUGUUGUCCCGGAAUGUAAAGCAACGGACGGUGAUGGGAUCCACCGUCCUACUUAUGAGCAGUGGAAGGAUCUGCUAAUCGAUUCCCUUAAGUUAGCCGGAAUAGAGGAUGAGAUGACAAAGUUUACGGUAUUUAAAGUAAAGGCCGGGUCCGGACUGCUCGAGAUAUAUAGAAACACGAAGUCGAAUGCCGACUCACCAGAUCCAAACAAGGCACCAUUUUCAAACGCGUUACAUCGUCUUCAAAGUUAUUUCGGUUCUGGUUCUGACGUGAUGCUAAUGCGACGCAAGUUGGCGAUGAUGAUUCAGAAAUCCGAUGAAACUGACCUCAGUUUUCUCACACGUGUCGGUUCGUCUGCCCGUCUAUGUGAAUUCACUGAAGAUAAAGAGUUUGAGCAAAUCGUUGCUACCGUAGCUGAACACGCAAGGCAUCGGGAUGUCCGCACCACAGCCCUUAAAAUGCUCAGUCGGAAGGGUACAUUCAUUGACUUGGUUGAUAAAGUGCGCGAACUUGAGACUAUCAGAAUAAAUGAAGAAUAUGUCAUGCGAAAACACGGAAGUGCGGAACAAGCUCUCAUUGCCCCAGUUCAAUCGUUCUCCAACUGGGAUGCCUCUCGUCAGCAAAGAUACCCAGCAAAUUUUGGGUCCCGUGGGGGCGUAUACCAGCGUGGAAGUUACCGUGGAGGUGCUACCAGAGCAAGAGAGAUAUACAGAGGUGGAAAUUUUCAAAACCAAAUGAACAGAGGGCGAUUUCAAUUCAGGAUGAACAGAGGUGUAGGUUCCCAAUCUAGUCCAUCAUCGGAUAGAAACUGUUGGCGUUGUGGUGGAGUUUAUCACUCACCAAAUGACUGUAACGUCAAAGAAAAAGUAUGCAACAAAUGUGGACAGGUUGGCCAUAUUCAAAGAGUGUGUUUCGGUUCAUUCAAACGUGCAGGAGAACAUACUUUAGAUAUACCACCAAACAAGAUUGCCGCGAUCGAGAUCCAAGGAAAGUCCGAUGAUGAAUCGAAAGUGGAAACCCCGGUAAGUGAGAAUACGGGAGAUUAAAAGAUAUCGAUUGAUUACAUAAACGCGAGGAAAUGACUUACUUUAAUAACUCAAAACGAAUGUAUACCACUUCAAAACCAAUAUUUUGUAAGAACCAGAUGUUCUACUAGUUAGUUAGUAUGACUGGUUUAAAAAAGGAAAGAGCACGUGAGAUUACAAUGAGUUUUUUUUUUAUUGACUAGUUUCAGGACAGGUUCUAGUAAUCAUUUUGUUAAAAUUAUCCUUAUUUGAAUUGCCCCAACA
Topomyia yanbarensis is the source of this 1307-nucleotide messenger RNA. RefSeq lists its product as uncharacterized. Gene Ontology annotation, molecular function: nucleic acid binding; zinc ion binding. NCBI's taxonomy places the organism in Eukaryota, Metazoa, Arthropoda, Insecta, Diptera, Culicidae. The transcript has a single exon. The record is from RefSeq and is a predicted model, not a curated record. The coding region runs from base 132 to 1064 and encodes 310 amino acids.